AUGAAAACCACGGUUCAUGUAGAAACUAUCGGAUAUUUUUGGGCUGAAAACAUCGAGAAUACAACUACCUCGCCUGACUCACUGAAUGGAAAUCAGAAGUAUAUCACGAAUACUACUCAAGCAGUUCCAUAUAUCAAUCUAAAUCUAGAUGUUCCGUUGUACUCUGAAGAUAGAAAUAACUUUAAAAGUCUUCUGAAUCACAUUAGCAGAAAUGGAUGGCCAAAAUCUGAGAAACCAGAUGUUGUGACGGAUCAAAAAGUACUCAAUGCAGUGGCUGUUGGAGCCGAUAUUCCCAUCAGAUUGACAAGAAUAGCUGAUAUUAUUUUUAUGUGGAUUGAAAAGGAGAAUCAGGAUGCCACUCAAAAGAAUUAUGAGGCAGUUUUUAAGAAUUUCUUCACCAAAAAUACUGAAGAGAAAGCUGCAAAAUGCUCUAAAAAGGCAAUAUUUCAAUCUAGAAUCGCUGGAGUUCCGUUUUCAAAUAUUCUCUAUUCGGGAGAAGUUGAUGCGAUAGAUGCCAGUAACCAACACUACAAUUUCAAAGUCAUCCGAUCCGCAACGAACACUUUGAACUUUUGGGAAAAUAAGAGUGCGCAGUUCUUCUGGGAUUCUGUCUUCGGAAAUAUUUCUACUUUGGUUGUGGGAACGAGGACUGGAGAGAAAGAAACUGAUCCAAAAACCAGAGAUCCUCUUUUCUAUCCGGAAUUGUCGAUUUAUAAACUAGAAAAGUUCAGUCAAGAAACUCUUCCACUGCAAGUAGCAAAAUUUGCGGCUCGUCCACGAAGCACAUUUCAAUCCUGGUCAAUUAUUGAUGGAGAGGCGAGACUAAAAGAUUUUUUCAAACUGAUCAAGAGUACUGUAACAACUAAUGGAGACUAUUUUGUGUAUUCUCAAAAAGAAGAAAAAUCGAUAGUUGAGAAGUUGAAUGAUGAAGGCGACGAUACUCGGAAUUUCAUACUUCAAAGCAUUCCUAACUAA
Caenorhabditis remanei is the source of this 975-nucleotide messenger RNA. RefSeq lists its product as uncharacterized. The record is from RefSeq and is a predicted model, not a curated record. Gene Ontology annotation, molecular function: mRNA 5'-diphosphatase activity. The transcript has 4 exons. Lineage: Eukaryota; Metazoa; Nematoda; Chromadorea; Rhabditida; Rhabditidae. Bases 1 to 975 code for a protein of 324 amino acids. Gene Ontology annotation, biological process: nuclear-transcribed mRNA catabolic process; NAD-cap decapping. Gene Ontology annotation, cellular component: cytosol; nucleus.